GUACAAAGUGAUUAUUCGAUUUCGUUCGUUCCUUUGUGUAAAUGCGAAAUCCGGAGCAUAGACUGGUACAUUUUUUCACGACGCCGGUAUAAUAAUAAUGAAAAUAUGGUUUCUUGUUUGUUUGGCGCUACUAUCGGUAAGCUUUUGUGGUGGCUGAAAAGAAGGUGUCAGUCCAUGUUGUGCGGAUGCUGACAAGACUUGGAAAAUUAAGAACAUUCGUCCACGCUUUUGUCGCUUUUAGCGAUCGCUCGUCUUGGCUUAUUCUUCAGGCGUGAAUCACUGUCGGCAUGAUGAGAUUAUAACACCGGCCUACGUGUGAAAAUGAUUUUUCACAAUUUAAUACGAAAUGACCUAAGCAACGUAUUGCGGAAUGUUUUGAAUGUGAUCAUUUUAUUUACGUCUCUCUCCAAAGCACAAUUGAGUUCUCCGCCGCAGAAUUACCCUUCCUGGUUCGUAAUCCCUCAACGGCUAGCUGGAUACCCAUUAUAUUUACCACAGCAGCCAAUUUUUGCUGCCAGCGGAACAAGCGAUUAUGUUCGAUCAUGGGGCGAUUUCACAUUCAACAAUUUUUAUGAUUCGGGUGGCUACAAUGAACCGGAUUCGGAUCCUUUCUAUGAUCAUUUUCAAGAGUAUGUAGCCGGCAAAUGGACACCUCCUCCGGCGGGAGCAGCGCCGGCCGACCAAGCGGCAGAGGCACGAGCAACUCGCGAAUUCGUGGAUAAGAACCAAAAACGUACUAAAUCUGCAAAAGCCAACCGUGCCUUAGCAGAAUCUCUUGCAGAGGAACUGGUGCAGACAUUAAUGAAGAUUGUAGCUGCCAACGCGAGUAGCGCAUCGCCUACGAGCGCUGGACAAGUCGGUGGUGCCGCAAGUAUAGCGUCGCUUUUGAUGCCCGCGUUGGCGAAAUUAGCCGCUAAUUCUCGGCCAGGAAACGCAUCAGCUGUCACACCCAAUACAACGGACUCUUCGUCGCUUAAGAGUAAUAAUACUUCUAUAACAGCGGACACCACAUCUCAGCAAAACAGCUCUACGGGGUUAUUAGUGGAUUCCUCCCCGAAACUAGCCGUUGCAAGCGUCCCUGUUGCGAGGAAUAUCAGCGAGAAUCCGCAAGUCACAGAAGAUCUCUUUCAACUGGCACUUUCAUGGCCCCCAUUAUCGGCUCAACGGGGCGUUAUUGCAUUGCCCAACCCAGUUGGCCCGCGGCCGGUGGAAAUCCUGAACGAUUUAACGGGCGGUCGUCUUGCCGAUGUGGAGCGGCGCGAACUUUUACCAAACAGCGAUGGAAAUGCAGUCAGUAAUGCAUCAACCUUUCUAAACAAGGAUUUUGCCAACCUGGUGCGAUUAGGUUUGAAUCGCAUGGGCAGCGCAGCACAAGUUCCUGUAGGGAGCAACGUCACCCGUAUAAUGCAUAAGAUCGUUGUUCCGGCCUAUUUAGCCGACUUUGCUGUAGUGCCGUUUGUGUCACCAGCCAAUUUAACUAACGGUGCCGGAUCUCCUAGCGUGACCGGUGACGAGAGUGUGACCUACAGCCCGAAGAAAAACAGCAACAGCGACAGUCUACAACCUGUUGAUCAACAAACACUGUUGGCCAAUAUGCUGGCCAUCAUGCAGUCGCAGAAUAAGAAGAUGCCCAAUCCAGAUGCGGUGUCUACCGUUCCUCCAUUCAAUUUAAUGGACACUGCACAGACCCAGCUAGGUGCAGAUGAUACUGAGGCACGAGGUCAGCAGACUGGGGGCUUUCCGUUCUUUACGGAAGUGCAGCCGACACCGAAGCCAUUCAAACCGUUGCGCCCGAGGCCUUUACCGACAAUGACCAAUCGUGUGGGACAAGCGCGUGGGGAGCUGUGCGCGGUGGCCUUAGCUUCGGGUCGGCAGUAUUUAGGCGUCUGUGUCAGUAAUGCCGUCGUACCGACGCAGUGUGAUGGAAUGGGGAUUAAAAAGUCCCAGUUUUGUAAUCCAACAGCGUCGUGCUGCUUUUCGGUUUCUAGUGAAUAAAUAAAAAAAUAAACUUAUCCUGGUAAACUUGGGUGUUCUUUAUUGGCAUAAAUACUUCCUGUAGAUCUUUUGUCCAGUCCUGUCCAUACUUUUGAUUUUGUUGCAAGUACAUACUUAAUUAUGUAUAGAUAUUUAGGUUUGGAUGUAGAAGUCGGCAGAUACUGUUAAGUAUGCGCUACA
Molecule: messenger RNA, 2175 nt
Organism: Paramacrobiotus metropolitanus
Lineage: Eukaryota; Metazoa; Tardigrada; Eutardigrada; Parachela; Macrobiotidae
Exons: 3
Coding region: 322-1995 (557 amino acids)
Source: RefSeq, a predicted model, not a curated record